AGACUAGUGAAGAUAUUCGAGCGAUGAUUUGAAGUAUAAAGUCCGAGGGGCUGAUCCAAGCGGUGAGACACAAAGCUGUAAUUGAAUAAGUGGAAGCCCAGAAUCACAAUAAUUAAAGCAAGAACGUUGAGUUUUAAACGGGUUUUGUGGAAGUUCCUCGCCAUAGACAGAACAUUGUUGGUCCUGAACUCUGAGUAAGCCAAAAUCACGAGAGCGGCCGUUUCAUUUUAUUUCGAUUGUUUCAUUUGGCGCAAGUACCUACACAAAGGUGAGAACGAGUGAAUUUUAAAAAUAAAAUAUGGAUAAAAACAAUGGUAGUAACGCAACAGACAACCUCCACAAGGAGGAUACUAACAGAAGUCACUACAGAGGAGCAUUCGUUCUUUACGGAAUGCUUUCAAUAUUUUCCAUCAUUGCUAACAGCCUGAUCCUGGUUCUGAUCUGGAAAAAGAGAAGUCUCCGUACCACUUCCAACACAAUUCUUGCCAGUCUCGCAAUAAGCGACCUUCUCACAGGCUUAGUGGCUGUGCCGAUGGUGAUCGCUUGUUCAGAAACGUUGAUACUGGAUGUCUGCAUCGCCAUGGACAUCUCAAAUCGUUUCCUAGCUUUUUCAUCAGUGGGCCACCUUAUUCUUUUAUCUGUCGACCGUUACAUCAGAAUAAUCAAGCCCUUCCAAUAUCCGUCCAUGGUCACGGAAGUAAGACUUGGUUGGGCGCUGGCAUUUACCUGGGUGUUCUCACUGAUGGCUUCAUUGGUACAACUAACUUGGGUUUUGCAACCUACAAUGGACGACGACACAAUGAUUCGUUUUGACCUGGGAUAUGACUUCAUUCAUAUGAUUGUCCUCGUUUUGGUGCCUCUCGUACUGAUGAUCAGUAUCUAUACAAAAGUCUUCAUUUACCUUCGUCGGCAAAGUAACGAGAUCCACAGCGAAUUGUCUGCACACGCAGUGUCUCGGGUCAAAGCGCGGCGACGAAAUGUAAAUGAAAAAAAAACUGCUUCCUUGUUUAUUGCAAUGAUCACGGUUUUCAUAUUUGGCUUGUUGUUGUAUUUUUUAUGGGCGAUUAUGGACGAUUUAGAAGUGAUAGGGCUACUUAACAUAACGCCACUCACACUGAACAUAAUUGUCAUUAUCAUAAUUUUCCUUCGUUUUUUGAGCGCGCUGUGUAAUCCCCUUCUUUGCACAUUCAUUAAGCAAGACUUUUUAGACGCUUUGAAAUCCUUUUCGAAUGCGUUACGACGUUCGACAAAGGUUUAACAAGGACCCAUUUUGUUGACUGAGCAAUGUAUCAAGAACUAUA
This is a messenger RNA of Stylophora pistillata, 1301 nucleotides long. RefSeq names its product histamine H2 receptor-like. Gene Ontology annotation, biological process: G protein-coupled receptor signaling pathway. Gene Ontology annotation, molecular function: G protein-coupled receptor activity. NCBI's taxonomy places the organism in Eukaryota, Metazoa, Cnidaria, Anthozoa, Scleractinia, Pocilloporidae. The record is from RefSeq and is a predicted model, not a curated record. Gene Ontology annotation, cellular component: membrane.